UUGAACAUGGAAUUGUAGGGUUCCGUUUUAUUGGGUGAAUCUUAUCUUUCCAACUUGUUUUCUUGGUCCAAAACUCGCGUCCACAAAAACUUUGAACCAAAGCAAGAGAGCACUAACUUGAACGGAAAAAAUGGCUUCCACUUCGACACUGUCAAUACAUUUGCAAGGCAAUGUCCGAAAAACAAGUUUUCCGUCAUCUUCCGCAACAAGGCCUUUCCACACAAAUCAUCUUAAUUUUUCACUUUCACUGCCUUUAGCAAAAGUUACAUGUGUAAAUUCUUCUAGCACUGCAAAGUAUAAUGAAGUUGUGGCGGAUGAAGAAGUGGACAGGAUUAGGAGGCUCCAGAACGGGUCCGAUGUUCGUGGGGUGGCGUUGGAAGGUGAGAAGGGUCGAACAGUGGACCUUACACCACCGGCUGUGGAAGCCAUUGCAGAGAGCUUCGGUGAAUGGGUUAUCAAUGGCUUGGAGAAGGAAAGAGGAGUACCUGCUGAAGAUGUUAGGGUUUCUCUGGGCAGGGAUCCCCGAAUAUCCGGACCAUCUUUGAGUGUAGCAGUGUUUUCAGGUCUUUCUCGUGCUGGUUGUUCAGUGUUUGAUAUAGGGCUUGCGACUACUCCAGCUUGUUUCAUGAGUACAUUGUUGCCUGCUUUUGCUUACGAUGCUUCCAUAAUGAUGACGGCAUCUCACUUACCCUACACCCGUAAUGGUCUCAAAUUUUUCACUAAAAAAGGGGGGCUGAGCUCGCCGGAAGUGGAGGAAAUAUGCGACAAAGCUGCCCGGAAGUAUGCAAAUAGGCUCACAAAACUCUCAACCAUGCUGACCAAUCCUCCAACAAGAGUUGAUUUCAUGAGCAGUUAUGCGAAGCACCUCCGGGACAUCAUCAAGGAGAGAGUCAACCAUCCCUUGCACUACGACACUCCACUGCAAGGAUUUCAGAUAAUUGUGAAUGCUGGGAAUGGAUCGGGUGGCUUCUUCACGUGGGAUGUCCUAGACAAGCUUGGAGCAGACACCUUCGGCUCUUUACACCUCAAUCCAGACGGAAUGUUCCCCAACCAUAUUCCCAACCCAGAAGACAAAGCUGCCAUGGCGCUGACCCGAGCUGCAGUGUUAGAGAACUCCGCUGAUCUUGGAAUUGUUUUUGACACUGAUGUCGACCGAAGUGGCGUUGUCGAUAACGAAGGCAACCCAAUCAAUGGGGAUAAGCUCAUUGCGCUCAUGGCGGCCAUCGUUCUGAGGGAGCACCCCGGAACAAACAUAGUGACCGACGCUCGUACAAGUCUGGCUCUUACAAAAUAUAUUACCGACAGAGGGGGUCAUCAUUGCUUGUAUCGUGUUGGUUACCGGAAUGUUAUCGAUAAGGGAGUUCAAUUGAACGACGAUGGUAUUGAAACGCAUCUGAUGAUGGAAACAUCCGGCCAUGGUGCGCUUAAAGAGAAUCAUUUCCUUGAUGACGGGGCUUACAUGGUGGUAAAAAUCAUCAUUGAAAUGGUGCGGAUGAAGCUUGCAGGAUCGGAUGAAGGGGUAGGUAGUCUCAUAAAAGAUCUUGAAGAACCUUUGGAAUCGAUAGAUCUGAGAAUGAACAUCAUCUCCGAGCCUCGACACGCAAAGGCGAAAGCUGUUGAGGCAAUAGAUACAUUUAGAAGCUACAUUGAGGAAGGUCGGCUUCAAGGGUGGGAACUGGACUCCUGUGGAGACUGUUGGGUGAGCGAGGGAUGCCUUGUGGACUCUAAUGACACACCAGCUUCCAUUGAUGCUCACAUGUACAGGGUUAGAGUAAUUUCUGAUGAGCAUGGAGAACAUGGAUGGGUUCACCUUCGGCAGAGUAUUCACAACCCAAAUAUUGCUGUAAAUAUGCAGUCCUUGGUCAGCGGUGGCUGCCAAUCCAUGACAAGAGUUCUAAGAGAUAAGUUUCUCGUGGCAAGUGGAAUGGAUAGAAUCCUUGACAUUAGUCAGAUUGACAAGUUUGCAAAAAGCGGGCGUAUAGACUAAUUAAGUCGUUGCAAGCUCCUCUAAAAGUAGGUAAAAUGAGGUUAAGGAUAAAAGAAUUGACAACAAUUAAUUAAUUGAUGUAUCUGCCAUAUAAGUUUUACUAGAAUAGUGUACAGUUCGGGUGUGCAUAUACCAUUGUUCUUUUAAUUUCCUAAUAACAAAGUAGGCCUUGUAUGAGUGAAAUUGCUAUAAAUUUUUCGAACUUUUUUGGA
Alnus glutinosa is the source of this 2199-nucleotide messenger RNA. RefSeq lists its product as uncharacterized. Bases 131 to 1987 code for a protein of 618 amino acids. Gene Ontology annotation, molecular function: phosphomannomutase activity. Gene Ontology annotation, biological process: carbohydrate metabolic process. Lineage: Eukaryota; Viridiplantae; Streptophyta; Magnoliopsida; Fagales; Betulaceae. Gene Ontology annotation, cellular component: chloroplast stroma. The record is from RefSeq and is a predicted model, not a curated record. The transcript is spliced from 7 exons.